AUGGUGGUUUUGAGCCGUGUGGGGUCGCCGACGAUGUCAGCGACGGUGGCCGGCAACCAGCAACAGCAGCACCCCCAUCAAGAAUGGGACAUCAACGACUCGAACGUUCCUAGGGUGGUGGAGUACGAUCCGUGGUGCGAAUGGGCGGACGGGCACGUAAGAAGGGUUUACGGGCCGGAUUGCGAAGAGGCGAGGAGGCACGCCUCCGGUUGGGCAAUGAGGAACACAAACAACCACAAUGUGAGCAUUUUGAAGAAAUCGUGUCUCGGUGUCCUUGUAUGCUCCCAAGAGUGCAUUCUACCUGGCGGCGGAAGGGUUCACCUUCGACCGGCCAUUUGUGAUAAGGCGAGAAAGAAGCAACAAGGAAAACCGUGUCCCAACAGACAAUGCACAGGUCGGUUGGAGAUACUUUCGUGUCGUGGCCAUUGCGGUUACCCCGUGACGCAUUUCUGGCGGCACACGGAGCACGCGAUAUUCUUCCAAGCGAAAGGACAACACGACCAUCCGCGGCCGGAAGCGAAAUCCACGUCCGAGGCGAGACGGAGCGUGGGUGCCGGUAGAAGGGUGCGGGGACUCGCGGUUCUUUUGGCCAGCGAGGCUGCCUUGGGCUCAAAAUUAAUGUCACUAAGAGGAACAAAAAGGCCAAGCUCAGAGGCAAUCGAACAACCGGCCCGGACUACACAACCGCCACCACUGAUCUCGGACAAAGGAUAUUCAUGUUCUUGUCCGCCGUUCGAGUGCAUGUGCGGCCUACAAACGAACAUUUCAUCCUAUCAACAGUCUCAUCACCAUCAGACAACGAUGUUCCCUCAGCAAACGACCACGAACGACACCCCUUACUGGUUACCAGAGCCAGUACAACCUGCGGAAAAUACCCUGGGUUACAAUCUACCGAAUCAAGUUCCUCAAGAAGCUUCGUACCCAGACUUUCCGUCGUUCACCGGUGAACUGUUCCAACCGGAAGAGAUCUUCCAGCUGGACCAACCGUUACGACCAGAAUUCCCCAUGAACUCCCAAGAUGUAGCCAGAUCACCGCCUACUUUGCUCGAUCUCGGAAGCGGUACCAUCAAAUACGAAAUGAAACAGCAUCAAGAUCAAGCCUACUGGAACCAAUUUCUCAGCGAAGACUCCAGUAGCAGUCACCUUAGCUUGCCCCAAGACGACAGGCUACAGUUCCCCGGUUUCGAGACUGACAAAGACUCCAAUGGAUUCUGCGAAAAGAGACCCACGAACCAUUUCGUCCCGGACAAGGAGAUCAACCAGAAUCAUCUGAACAACGCGUUGAACUUCCAGGACUACCAACGCAACCAAAACCACAAGAGCUUCGUGGACGGUACAAUAAAGAACGCUCAACAGUCAAAUUACUGGAACCACCAGGACGACCGUUUGAAUUUUCCCGCGUACGAUCCUCAGAAGGAAGAAGACCUGCUGACCUCCAGAAGGGACGCGAACUGUUUCUCCAAAGACAGCUGUCAACCAGGUCUGAUGGAUACCUACAAUAUGUACCCCAAAAAGCAGAACGGAAUGAUCGAAGCUGUCCGUCCUAGUCGUAGUCCUAUAGAGAACAAACAGUACGCUUACGAUAAUUACAACCAAAUGUUCGAGCACUCGGAGUCCAAGAAUCACAUGAACAGUCGUUGCCAUCAGAAUUCCAACCGGAUGGUUCUGGACGAAAGACUGCAGGGCAAUUAUGGGAAUCACGAGACUCCCGAUGCCACCGAAAGACUGUUCCCGGAAGCUAGCGGUCUGGACACUUCGAUCCAGUCGCAGAACAGCUCAGAAUCGUUCUUCUACCCCAGCAACGAUCGCUGUCACUACACCUGCGAAGUUCUGGACACGAGGCUGCCGCAGAUGGGGAUGAACGCAGCGAACACGCAGACGGGAAUGAACAAUUACGGCGACGUGAGCGAACUCGAUCUACCGCCCUUCGUAGAUUACACCCUCGUGGGGAUGCUCUGUAGCUCCAUGGACGAGGACACGACGAACCUGUUACCCGGCUGCCCACAAAACACGCAGACUUACGUUCCUCAUCACUAG
This is a messenger RNA of Dufourea novaeangliae, 2037 nucleotides long. Its product is annotated as transcription factor glial cells missing-like. The transcript has 6 exons. Bases 1 to 2037 code for a protein of 678 amino acids. NCBI's taxonomy places the organism in Eukaryota, Metazoa, Arthropoda, Insecta, Hymenoptera, Halictidae. Gene Ontology annotation, cellular component: nucleus. Gene Ontology annotation, biological process: regulation of transcription by RNA polymerase II; gliogenesis. Gene Ontology annotation, molecular function: RNA polymerase II cis-regulatory region sequence-specific DNA binding; DNA-binding transcription activator activity, RNA polymerase II-specific. The record is from RefSeq and is a predicted model, not a curated record.